Molecule: messenger RNA, 1854 nt
Organism: Suillus discolor
Lineage: Eukaryota; Fungi; Basidiomycota; Agaricomycetes; Boletales; Suillaceae
Exons: 5
Coding region: 1-1854 (617 amino acids)
Biological process (GO): protein phosphorylation
Molecular function (GO): protein serine/threonine kinase activity; ATP binding
Source: RefSeq, a predicted model, not a curated record
AUGACCGUUUGUCGUAACAGUUUCGGCCAGUCCGAAUAUGAUGGUGCUGCAGUUCACAAGCAGACUGCAGAGGCGCAGCGUGGAAAAUCCCAACUUCCUGUUCGUGCAGUGGGGCUUAGUGUAUCAUGUGGGAUGCCUCCACCUGCAUUCAUCCCAGGUCCCGUUCACCCGAGGCACGCCUCAGCAAAUCAUCAAUUUGUUCCUUCACCCAACUGGCCUGCAGCUCCUGGCCCCUCAGACAUCCGCCGUGCAAAUCCAUUAGGGCCCAACAUAUCUAUUUAUGGUCGGGACGCUCAGUUUAUUGUGUACUCAGACCUUCUUCGAACUCUGCCACUCAAGCCUGGUUAUCAAGAUGCGCAUAAAAUUUAUGAAGAGAUGCGAGACCGGCUUGCUCGACAGGCCUAUGCUUCGAGUGUUCCCGAAGUGGUAUGCGUCAAGGCAUACCUUGCAGUGAUGAUUCCACGGGCUAAAAAACCAACUCUAAUAUCUGAUAUAGUUGAGUCGAUCAGCAACAUCCCUUACCGCAUUGGUGCCAAUGACCUUAAAACUUUGGUGUACCUCACCCUACUUCCCAUGUUCAUCAAGUGGUCCAUGGGUCUUACUUUUAUGUUUGAAGAGGCACAUUUGCGUCUUGUUAGUAGUUUCGAGGAGAUUCUUCCCCGUCCGUCUGGAGAAGACAUCAAUGCCAUAGCAUCCCACUUCCUCAAGACCAGGAACACGAAGCAGCAGUUCAACGCUGGCAAGGGGAUCAAACUUCACCUCAUUAUUCCACAUACGAAGUUCCUUGCCGCUGAGCAAAGGCGAAAUGGUGAGGAAGUAGCUGAGUCCAAGUCUCGUGAUGAUACACCUCACGCAACAGCGGCAAGUUCAUCUGACAUCCAACAUCUUUCAAGUCCUGCAUUAGUACUAUCUGCGGUGUCCCCAUCAAAAAUUUUGCAAAAUGGCGCCCAAUGUUCGCCUCACCCUGUCAAGCACAAAUUAUCAUCGCCUCCUGUCCCAUCCACGCCCCCUCAAAAGCCUCGGACUUUGGAUGCUGCAGUAUCUCCGGAUGUUAGCGCACUUCGCCGUGCACCUCAAGCACAAGCUAUUCCCAUAUCCCAACCAAACUUACCCUUUCUCACUCUUCGCACGUUCAAGGCACUACUGCGGAUAAUCCCCCCCAUAUCACUAUCUGCUCUGAUUACUGAUCCAACCACUUCUGACGUACCAAAUACUACUGCCCCCCUGAUGCAGGCUACUCUUUUUUUCGAUCCACGAAGCAAACCAAAGUAUGGAGCAUUCAAAGCAGCACAAUUCGGCUUUCUAGACAAAGCUAUCCUUGGACCAUCUGGAUCUGAUUCAACUCGCAUCUGCUUAAAGCAGUGCUACUACCAGACCGACAAAUCCAAGCGGUUUCCUUAUCCCGAUUGUCAGCAACUACAGCUGCUGCAGCCAGAGAUUAGAUGCAGCAUAUGGGCAGGAGCACUCAUGGACCGGGUUCAGCAAUAUAUUGCCACGGAACUAGUGACUCGUGGCACACCUCCCUUCAAGAUUCCAAAUAUCCGCUUCGUGCAUAUUGCUCUUGCCACUAUCGAGGACGCUGGUGUUACCAAAACAUAUCUAAUUGAAGAGUUCAUUGACGAGUCCACGCAAGGGAAAUUUACCAAGUAUAUAUCCAACGACUCGCCUUCCCCACUGCCACACCUUGAUGCCAAAUCAAGUGAAAUUGCCCAGUACCUGUCAUUUGCACAACAUGUCCAAUACAUCAAGACCAAGAAACUUGCUUACGUUGCAGAUUUUCAAGGCUCGUCUUUAUUUUGGAUAUCUACACAUAGCUUAUUCGUUCUUGACAGGCGGAAGGAAUCUUUUAACUGA